UGUCCCAUUGGAAACACUUCCUUUCACUUCCUGUCUCCUGAUCACCACAGGAAGUGAAAGGAAAUCUCUCCAAGUGAAGAAUUCCCUGGUUGUCACUAGGGUUACCAGAACCAGUGUUCCCAUUGAGAGAUUUCCUGUUCUGGUGACAAACCCAAAUUUGUAAAAAAAAUUGGUGCAACCAGGGGAGGACUGACAACUCAUGGGGCCCCCGGGCAAUAGGGGAUCAUGGGGCCCCUAUAUCCUUGCCCAAACUCAAAAAAAAACCUAUGAAAAAGGUACCAGGGGCAUUUCAUGGGGCCCCCUACUGACCCCAGGCCCUCGGGCAGUGCCUGAGUUUCCAAAUGGUCAGUCCGCCUCUGGGUGCAACCUAUGUACA
Molecule: messenger RNA, 376 nt
Organism: Staurois parvus
Lineage: Eukaryota; Metazoa; Chordata; Amphibia; Anura; Ranidae
Source: the annotation of a GenBank genome assembly